CUGAACUACCCUUUCCCAAUACACAAACUCCUCUGCAUUGCAACUGAUACCCUUGUGUAACGCUUAACAAGUCUACAGUCUAGUCCCCUUCUCUUCUGCUAAAGCAACCAACCAUUAGGCAUAAUGUCCAAGAGAAGAGGUCUCAGCUUGGAGGAGAAGAGAACCAGAAUGAUGGCGCUCUUCUUUGAGAGGAAAGAUGUGUUUCAACUUAAAGAGCUCGAGAAGCUGGGGCACAAAGAGAAAGGAAUAAACUCGAUGGUAGUGAAGGAUAUAGUGCACAGUCUGAUUGACGACGGACUAGUGGACACUGACAGAGUCGGCAUAUCCAACUACUUCUGGUCCUUCCCCAGCAAAGCUGUCAAUAAGCGUAUGCAACGUCUUGAGGACCUCGAGAAGCAAUUGAGUGAUUUAGAAACCAAGAGAUCUGUCCUCACUGACAAGAUAGCUGAGGCACAGGUGGGGAGGGAGGAGUCAGACGAGCGGACACAGCUCCUCAAACAACUGGAGGCAGGAAAGGAAGAGAAGAAGCAGUUAGCGGCAGAGUUGGAGAGCCACAGAACGUGUGAUCCGGAGAGGAUAAAGGAGCUCCGAGGAGAGACUGCUGUUGCUAAGGAAGCAGCCAACAGGUGGACCGAUAAUGUGUUUGGAGUGAAGACUUGGUGCAAUAAACGAUUUGGAAUGGAAGAAAAGGCCAUAAACAAACAAUUUGAUAUCCCAGAGGAUCUGGACUACGUGUAAACUAUGUAUUCAUCAUUCCAUUAUCACCCAUCCCUAACUCAUCUUGUGUCAUGUAUAACCAUGAUUAUAUAUACUCAUGCUGAAUAAUCAUAUUAAAGUG
Halichondria panicea is the source of this 838-nucleotide messenger RNA. RefSeq names its product meiotic nuclear division protein 1 homolog. Gene Ontology annotation, cellular component: nucleus. Lineage: Eukaryota; Metazoa; Porifera; Demospongiae; Suberitida; Halichondriidae. The record is from RefSeq and is a predicted model, not a curated record. Gene Ontology annotation, molecular function: double-stranded DNA binding. The transcript has 6 exons. Bases 124 to 738 code for a protein of 204 amino acids. Gene Ontology annotation, biological process: reciprocal meiotic recombination.